AUGAUCUAUUGCACAUAUGAACGUACCUUUCGAAUGGAUAACUUCAAGUUCACGAUCAGGCAAGCAGAAGCAAGAGACGCUCCACUCCUACCAGCGGUGGAGCGCUCGGCAGCUCAAGCAUUUUUACAGCUUCCUAAACAUGCAUGGCUCGCUGAUGGAGACACACAAUCGGUGGAGCAACAUUUGAAAUUCAUCAAGGACGGUUUCGAAUGGGUGGCUGUUGAUGCCAAGGAUGCCCCGAUCGCAUUUCUCAACGGGAACCUGACGAAGAAAACUUUCCACAUACAUGAGGUCUCCGUUCAAUCAAUUCAUCAGGGCAAGCGAGUCGGUCGGAAUUUAAUGGAAACGGUGAUACGAUGGGCAGUCACAUCUGACUGCUCGUCCGUUACUCUGACAACUUUUCGAAAUGUGCCAUGGAAUGAAGGUUUCUAUAGGUCUCUGGGGUUCAGGACUUUGGAUUCAUCUGAGCUGACGCCUGAGCUGAAUAUCAUUAUGAAGCAUGAGGCCGAGGCCGGCUUAUUGAUUGAUGAGAGAUGUGCAAUGUGCUUACGUAUGGAUUGA
This is a messenger RNA of Penicillium waksmanii, 561 nucleotides long. RefSeq names its product GNAT family N-acetyltransferase. Lineage: Eukaryota; Fungi; Ascomycota; Eurotiomycetes; Eurotiales; Aspergillaceae. Gene Ontology annotation, molecular function: acyltransferase activity, transferring groups other than amino-acyl groups. The record is from RefSeq and is a predicted model, not a curated record. Bases 1 to 561 code for a protein of 186 amino acids. The transcript has a single exon.